CCAAACACAACACUAAAGCCCUAAAUUGAGAGAUCAACUACAAUACCCAAGAUGCACCGCGAAUGACAACAAACGUGACAACGCCAACAAACAUUUCACUGCAAAGAAGCCGGGCAUUUCAAUUCUUCCUGCGAUAUGAGGUGUUGCUUCCUGUAGCUGCAGUCAUGGCGCCAGGGGACUUGGUGCCGGACAAUGCCAAGCAGCCCAAGUCAAAGGAGAAGCGGCCCCCCAACAAGUCGUCCAAAGUAGACUGUGAGUCAGACGGCUCCUUUCUCUUUGAGGCCCAUGAGGCUUGGAAGGAGUUCCAUAACUCGCUGAUGCACUUCUAUGAAGUUGGAGAGCUCUGUGACGUGACGCUCAAGGUUGGCAGCAGGCUGAUCCCAUGUCACAAGCUGGUGUUGGCCUGUGUUAUCCCAUACUUCAGGGCCAUGUUCCUGUCCGAAAUGACCGAAGCCAAGCAGAAGCUCAUAGAAAUUAAAGACUUUGAUGGCGAUGCCAUCCAGGACCUCGUCCAUUUUGCGUACUCUUCCAAGCUCACACUGACCGUCGACAAUGUCCAGCCUCUGCUUUAUGCUGCCUGCAUCCUCCAGGUAGAGCUGGUGGCCAGAGCUUGCUGCGAAUACAUGAAGGCCCACUUCCACCCUACCAACUGCCUAGCCGUACGCACCUUUGCCGAGAGUCACAAUCGCGUGGACCUGAUGGACAUGGCCGACCGCUACGCCUGCGAGCACUUCUCGGAGGUCGUGGAGUGUGAGGACUUCACCCGCGUGUCUCCCCAGCACUUGCGCACACUGCUGGCGUCCGGAGACCUCAAUAUCCACUCGGAGACACAAGUGUACAAAGCAGCGGUGAAAUGGCUCAAAGCAAACCCGCAGCACCACCAGACCUGGCUGGACCAGCUCUUUUCUCAGGUGCGCCUCCCCCUGCUCCCUGUAGACUUCCUGACCGGAACAGUGGCUAAGGAUGAGAUGAUCAAAAGUAACCUGAGCUGUCGUGACCUGAUGGACGAGGCCAGGAACUACCACCUGCACCUCAGCAACAAGGUUGUGCCGGACUUCGAGUACUCCUCCCGCACCGUACCAAGGAAACACACUGCAGGGGUUCUGUUCUGUGUGGGAGGACGAGGGGGUUCUGGUGACCCGUUUCGCAGCAUCGAGUGCUACUCCAUUAGUAAAAACAGCUGGUUCUUGGGCCCUGAGAUGAACAGCAGACGGCGGCACGUUGGUGUCAUUUCUGUAGGAGGAAAAGUUUAUGCUGUGGGAGGCCAUGAUGGUAAUGAGCACCUGGGCAACAUGGAGGUGUUUGACCCCCUCACUAACAAAUGGAUGAUGAAAGCCUCGAUGAAUACUAAGCGGAGGGGUAUCGCCCUGGCAGCGCUCGGUGGGCCCAUUUACGCUAUCGGAGGUCUCGACGACAACUCGUGUUUCAACGACGUGGAGCGAUACGACAUCGAGAGCAACUGCUGGAGUGCCGUGGCGCCCAUGAACACGCCCAGAGGAGGGGUGGGAUCUGUGGCGCUAGGGAGCUAUGUCUACGCCGUGGGAGGCAACGACGGCAUGGCGUCACUGUCAAGCGUCGAGCGCUUUGACCCGCACCUCAACAAGUGGACAGAGGUCAAUGAGAUGGGUCAGCGGCGGGCCGGGAAUGGAGUCAGCAAGCUGAACGGCUGCCUCUACGUUGUCGGCGGUUUUGAUGACAAUUCACCUCUGAGCUCCGUGGAGCGCUUCGACCCUCGAAUGCACCGCUGGGAGUACGUAUCGGAGCUGACCACUCCGCGGGGAGGCGUGGGCGUCGCUACGGUGAUGGGCAGAGUAUUCGCAGUAGGCGGCCACAACGGCAACAUCUACCUAAACACGGUGGAGGCCUUUGACCCUCGAAUGAACAGGUGGGAGCUGGUGGGAUCCGUUUCACACUGCCGGGCUGGAGCAGGCGUCGCUGUGUGUUCGUCGCACGUCAGCCAGAUCAGGGAUGUAGGUCAGGGUUCUAGCAACGUGGUCAACUGCAUGUGAUGCUCGCGCUUCACUUGAGGUGCUACAAGUGACUCCGUUAUGUCCCAUGGUCAGUGAACACAACAGCAUUUUAAUCAGGCUAAGUCUACAGAUAAACUAUAUAAGUACAGUACUGUAUACACACACAGGGGUCCACAACAGAAAACUUUCAUAAGCAAUGAUAAUAAAAAAAAAAAAGUUUUGUAAAAUGCCUAAGUAUUAGAAAUUAGGGCGAUUAUUUUGUAUACAAAAUUUAAGAAAUAAUAUACAAAGAAAUGUUUUAUACGUCAGGUGUAAGUUGACCCUGCAAAACUGCAAAAAACUUCCUGAGCCCUGAAUUGGAGUCUUCAACCCCUGAAAUCCAGUACCUUUUGUAUUUAUUUAUGUAUUUAGAUACACCUGUAUGUAUGUAUGUAUGUAUGUAUGUUUUAAAAAAAGCUAUGUUUGUGUGAGUAAGAAAAGGCUAAAUAGCAUGGCCUCUAAGCUGCUGUAAAAAAAAUCAUGCUUGAACAAUCACUACGACUGACAAAUCUCUCAUCUCGUUGGAAGCGCCAGUGCCAAAAAAAAAGCCAACAAGAACUUAGUGAUGCCGUUUGAUGUUUGCAAUGUUGAACUUGAACACCAAGUCAGGGACCGCUUUGUGUUGUAAAGACGAUAGCUGGUCUGUCAGAGAAUCUCAUUGUGUUGAGUUGCUUAUAUUUUAAUAUAUCAUCACGUUUGUUUUUUUAUUAUGUCAACAAAUUGUCAUAUCUUUGCUCGUAGUAUACAAUCAUACUUUGCUGUGCAACAUGUAUAUAAAUUAGUUAGAAGUAUUUUUAAUACAAUGCAUUUCCAGCAUGUUUUUUAACUUUGUAAACGUGAGCAAACACACUGGUACAAUAUUUGUCAUUUUUUGCCACAUUUAUCCCCCAAUACUGUACUUUUAAAUGUGUUUUUGUUGUAAUUGUUUCAAUAAAAGUAAUAAAUAUAUCAA
This is a messenger RNA of Nerophis lumbriciformis (worm pipefish), 2961 nucleotides long. It is a transcript of the gene klhl8, whose product is annotated as kelch-like family member 8. Gene Ontology annotation, molecular function: protein binding. The record is from RefSeq and is a predicted model, not a curated record. NCBI's taxonomy places the organism in Eukaryota, Metazoa, Chordata, Actinopteri, Syngnathiformes, Syngnathidae.